Molecule: messenger RNA, 7182 nt
Organism: Microtus oregoni (creeping vole)
Lineage: Eukaryota; Metazoa; Chordata; Mammalia; Rodentia; Cricetidae
Gene: Kat6a
Product: lysine acetyltransferase 6A
Exons: 17
Coding region: 430-6432 (2000 amino acids)
Biological process (GO): regulation of DNA-templated transcription; nucleosome assembly
Cellular component (GO): nucleosome; MOZ/MORF histone acetyltransferase complex
Molecular function (GO): histone acetyltransferase activity; DNA binding
Source: RefSeq, a predicted model, not a curated record
GGCCUCCCCUCCCCCCAGUCGGAGCUCACUGUCUCCAAGAUGGCGGCCGUGUCAGUUUGGGGCAUCUCCGCUGUCCGGCCCGGGCCCCCGGGAUCCCGGCUGUCUUCCCCCCAGGCUUAAGAUGCUCAUUUUCUGCUUGGAGCUGUGAAUGAGAUGUUCGGAGUCCGAGAGUAUGAGUGGAGUACAGACCAGUGUGUGGUGCUAUUGAGGAGUUCGAAGAUACUUCAGAAACAACACGUUGUUUUGAUUUUUAAGGUAAAAUUAGGUUGCAGUUCUGUUUUGUGAAAGGAGGGAAGACUCAGGCCGGAAAUCUUGUAUGCUAUGGUUUACUGGUCCCCACCCUCCGAGAAUCUUGUUUCCCACUGUGUAAGACUCACUCAGCAUCAGGAUAAAGGGUAGCAACUCUAUGGAUAUACGGAAUCCCUCACCAUGGUAAAACUCGCUAACCCCUUGUACACGGAGUGGAUUUUGGAGGCCAUCAAAAAAGUAAAGAAGCAGAAACAGCGGCCUUCAGAAGAAAGGAUUUGCAAUGCCGUGUCUUCAUCCCAUGGCUUGGAUCGUAAAACUGUUCUAGAGCAGUUGGAGUUGAGUGUUAAAGAUGGGACAAUUUUAAAAGUCUCAAACAAAGGUCUCAAUUCCUAUAAAGAUCCUGAUAAUCCUGGGCGAAUAGCACUUCCUAAACCUCGAAACCAUGGAAAAUUGGAUAAUAAACAAAGUGUGGAUUGGAAUAAGUUACUCAAACGGGCAUUUGAGGGCUUGGCAGAGUCUGGAGGCUCAACUUUGAAAAGUAUUGAACGCUUUUUGAAAAGCCAGAAGGAUGUGUCUGCUGCCUGUGGAGGCAGUGCUGCCUCAGGCUUUCACCAGCAGUUAAGAUUGGCCAUCAAGCGAGCCGUUGGCCAUGGCAGACUCCUUAAAGAUGGACCUCUCUACCGACUCAACACUAAGGCAGCCAGUGCUGAUGGGAAAGAGGGCUGUGAGUCGCUCUCUUGUUUACCUCCAGUGUCACUGCUUCCACAUGAGAAAGAUAAGCCAGUUGCUGAACCAAUACCCAUCUGUAGUUUCUGUCUUGGUACAAAAGAACAAAACCGGGAAAAGAAGCCUGAGGAACUCAUCUCCUGCGCAGACUGUGGCAAUAGUGGCCAUCCAUCCUGUCUAAAGUUUUCCACAGAACUGACAGCGAGAGUGAAGGCCUUAAGGUGGCAGUGCAUCGAGUGUAAAACCUGCAGCUCUUGUCGUGAUCAAGGCAAAAAUGCAGAUAACAUGCUCUUUUGUGACUCAUGUGACCGAGGUUUUCACAUGGAGUGUUGUGAUCCGCCACUCACACGGAUGCCAAAAGGCAUGUGGAUAUGUCAAAUAUGUCGACCUAGGAAAAAAGGGCGAAAACUUCUACAAAAGAAGGCGGCGCAGAUAAAACGGCGCUAUGCUAAUCCAAUAGGACGUCCAAAAAACAGGUUAAAGAAACAAAACACGGUAUCAAAAGGUCCCUUUAGCAAAGUGCGAACUGGUCCUGGAAGGGGUCGGAAACGUAAAAUCCCUCUCUCCAGUCAAUCAGCGUCGUCAUCAGAAGAAGGAUAUUUAGAGCGAAUAGAUGGCUUGGACUUCUGCAGAGAUAGCAAUGUCCCCUUGAAGUUCAACAAGAAAACCAAAGGGCUCAUUGAUGGCCUUACCAAAUUCUUCACCCCUUCUCCUGAUGGGCGGAAAGCCCGUGGGGAGGUGGUAGACUACUCUGAGCAGUACAGAAUCAGGAAAAAGGGCAACAGAAAAUCAAGCACUUCAGAUUGGCCCACAGACAAUCAGGAUGGCUGGGAUAGCAAACAAGAAAAUGAGGAGCGGCUUUUUGGGAGCCAGGAAAUCAUGACGGAGAGAGAUAUGGAAUUAUUUCGUGACAUCCAGGAACAAGCGCUGCAGAAAGUCGGAGUAACUGGGCCCCCUGACCCACAAGUCCGCUGUCCCUCUGUCAUUGAGUUUGGGAAGUAUGAAAUUCACACCUGGUAUUCCUCUCCAUAUCCUCAAGAAUAUUCAAGGCUGCCUAAAUUGUAUCUUUGUGAGUUCUGUCUAAAAUAUAUGAAAAGUAGAACUAUUCUACAGCAGCACAUGAAGAAAUGUGGUUGGUUCCAUCCUCCUGCCAAUGAGAUUUACCGAAAGAAUAAUAUUUCUGUCUUUGAGGUUGAUGGGAAUGUGAGUACCAUUUAUUGUCAAAAUCUGUGUCUCUUGGCAAAGUUGUUUCUUGACCACAAAACUCUGUAUUAUGACGUGGAGCCAUUUCUUUUCUAUGUUCUGACACAAAAUGAUGUCAAGGGCUGCCACCUUGUUGGCUACUUUUCUAAAGAAAAGCACUGCCAACAGAAAUACAAUGUCUCUUGUAUAAUGAUUCUUCCCCAAUACCAACGUAAGGGCUACGGCAGGUUUCUCAUCGAUUUCAGUUAUUUGUUAUCAAAGCGUGAAGGCCAAGCAGGGUCCCCUGAGAAACCACUGUCAGAUCUAGGUCGUCUUUCCUACAUGGCUUACUGGAAAAGUGUAAUAUUGGAGUGCCUUUAUCACCAAAACGAUAAACAAAUCAGCAUUAAGAAACUAAGCAAGUUGACUGGAGUCUGUCCUCAAGACAUUACUUCCACACUCCACCACCUGCGAAUGCUGGACUUCCGCAGUGACCAAUUUGUGAUUAUCCGCCGGGAAAAACUUAUCCAGGAUCACAUGGCAAAGCUUCAGUUGAAUCUUCGACCUGUAGAUGUAGAUCCAGAAUGCUUACGCUGGACUCCGGUCAUAGUCUCCAACUCUGUUGUCUCAGAGGAUGAAGAAGAGGAGGCUGAUGAAGGAGACAAAGAAGAGUCCCAAGACCAAGAAAGAGAAUUAGAGACCCCUAUAAGGGUGGGAAAGUCUGUGUCUCGGGAGAACAAAGAUCAAGAUUCUUCCUCUUUAAUAGAAAGUGAAAAGAAACCAGAAGUUAAGGAACUGACUAGUUCUUCACGGUUGAGCAGACAGGCCCUUCCCCGGGACAGUCUUCCUGCCAACAGCCAGCCACUUCGGAGGGGCCGCUGUGGGAGGAAGAACAGGAAGACCCAGGAGCGUUUUGGUGAUAAAGAUUCCAAGGUGCUUGUGGAUGAGGCAUUAUCAACUCCUCAGGAACAAUAUGGAGAAUGUGAGGAAAAAUCAGAAACCUCCCAAGAACAAUACACUGAAAUUGAGGAACAGUCAGCAACGUCUCAGGUGCAACCAGCUGGGAAAGCUGACAUCCCCAAGGGAAGAUUGAGUGAGAGUGUUGAGCUGUGGCGAGGCCAGCUGAAGAAAAGCCCCGAGAGCCUGAAGUGCAGAGUGCCAGAAGGGAACGAUAGAUUGCCGUGCUGCUAUAGUGACGGGGACAGGGCUGUCUUCAGAGGCUUCAGCGAGAGUAGUGAGGAGGAGGAAGAACCAGAAAGUCCUCGCUCAAACUCGCCACCAAUCCUCACAAAGCCCACACUGAAAAGAAAGAAACCAAUUCUUCACCGAAGAAGAAGAGUCCGCAAGCGGAAGCACCACAAUAGCAGUGUAGUCACAGAAACUAUUUCUGAGACCACUGAGGUGUUAGAUGAACCAUUUGAAGAUUCUGACUCUGAAAGACCAAUGCCGAGACUGGAGCCUACAUUUGAGAUUGAUGAAGAAGAGGAGGACGAGGAUGAAAAUGAGCUCUUCCCCAGAGGGUACUUUCAUCGCUUGUCCUCACAGGAUGUCCUUAGGUGUCAGUCCUCCUCAAAGAGGCCAGCUAAAGAUGAGGAGGAAGAAGAGGAGUCAGAUGAUGUGGAUGACACUCCUAUCCUAAAGCCAGUAUCUCUCUUGCGAAAAUGUGAUGUAAGCAGUGCUUCACUUGAGCCAGAUACCUCUACACCUAUGAAAAAGAAAAAGGGAUGGCCCAAAGGCAAGAGCCGAAAACCUAUCCACUGGAAGAAAAGACCUGGACGAAAACCAGGAUUUAAACUGAAUCAGGAAAUCAUAGCUGUUUCUACACAAGAAUGCAUAAUUGAGCCCAUAGUUCCCAUCAAACCUGGACGUAAACCCAGAACGCAAGAAAAUGAAGAAAUCGUUGAGGUAAAGGAGGACUUGCCCUUGUUGGAAGAAAGGAAGGAGGAGCUGCAUACAGAAGCAGACGAAGAGGCUGAGGAGGAAGAGGACACAACUAGCAGUGACAUUAGAGCCAUGUCCCCAUUGGACAGUAGCAACAGUCCUGAGGCAGAACCCAAAGAACCCGAGGCAGAUGAGGAAGAUGAGAAGCCCUUGGAAGAGCAGAGGCAAUCUGAGGAAGAGCCUCCAGAGCUGGAAGAACAGGAGCCAGAGGAAGACGAUGAAGUGACUGCAGAGGCAAACCAGAAUGAGGACCAUGAUGCUGACGACGAGGAUGAUGGCCAUCCAGAUUCCCUGAAGACAAAAGAGCCAGAGGAACAGGCAGCUGGAGGAGACCCCAAGGAGGAGCCUGGCAUCCAGGAGUCUUUUUUAGAUGCAAACAUGCAGGACAGUAGGGAGAACAUAAAGGAUAAGGAUGAAACUGAGCCGGAUUCUGAAGAGGAACAGCCUUCCCAUGAGGCAUCUGUGGUGUCAGAGACCAUGCCGGGGUCUGAGGAGGACCACGAAGAAGACUCAAACACUAAAGAAGAACUAAUUGAGCUAAAAGAAGAGGAAGAGAUUCCACACAGUGAAUUGGACUUGGAAACUGUACAGGCGGUGCAGUCUUUGACUCAAGAAGAAAGCAGUGAGCAUGAAGGAGCCUACCAGGACUGUGAGGAAACUCUUGCAGCCUGCCAGACUCUGCAGAGUUACACCCACACUGAUGAGGACCCUCAGAUGUCAAUAGUUGAAGACUGUCAUGCUUCCGAGCAUAAUAGCCCAAUAUCUUCCAUUCCAUCUCAUCCCAGUCAAUCAGUUCGCUCAGUUAGCAGCCCCAGUGUGCCUGCCCUGGAGAGUGGCUAUACACAGAUCAGCCCAGAGCAAGGAUCGCUGUCCGCACCCUCUAUGCAGAACAUGGAGACCAGCCCCAUGAUGGAUGUGCCUUCCGUAUCAGACCACUCUCAGCAGGUGGUGGACAGUGGCUUCAGUGACCUGGGCAGCAUCGAGAGUACCACAGAGAACUAUGAGAACCCAAGCAGCUAUGAUUCCACCAUGGGCAGCAGCAUCUGUGGGAAUAACUCCUCUCAGAGUAGCUGCUCCUAUGGUGGUUUGUCGUCUUCAAGCAGCCUCACCCAGAAUAGUUGUGUUGUUACUCAGCAAAUGGCAAACAUGGGCAACAGCUGCAGCAUGCUGCAACAAAGCAGUGUCCAGCCUGCUGCCAACUGUAAUAUCAAGUCACCUCAGACUUGUGUGGUGGAAAGGCCUCCCAGUAACCAGCAGCCACCGCCGCCACCACCACCACCACCACCACCACCACAGCAGCAGCAGCAACAGCAACAACAACAGCAACCGGCACCACAGCCUCCCCCACCACAGCCACAACAGCAACAGCAGCCCCCACCCCCACAACCCCAGCCCCCGCCCCCGCCCCAGCAGCAGCCUCCUCUGUCGCAGUGCAGUAUGAACAACAGCUUCACUGCGGCUCCAAUGAUUAUGGAGAUACCAGAGUCUGGAAGCACUGGGAACAUCAGCAUCUAUGAGAGGAUUCCAGGGGAUUUUGGUGCUGGCAGCUACUCUCAGCCAUCAGCCACCUUCAGUCUAGCCAAGCUGCAGCAGCUGACUAACACCAUUAUGGACCCUCAUGCCAUGCCUUACAGCCAUUCUCCUGCUGUGACUUCCUAUGCAACCAGUGUUUCUCUGUCUAAUACUGGACUGGCUCAGCUAGCUCCAUCUCAUCCCUUAGCUGGGACCCCUCAAGCACAAGCCACCAUGACUCCACCCCCAAACUUGGCAUCUACUACUAUGAACCUCACAUCACCUCUGCUACAGUGCAACAUGUCUGCCACCAACAUUGGCAUUCCUCACACUCAGAGGUUGCAAGGGCAGAUGCCAGUCAAGGGGCACAUUUCUAUCCGCUCCAAGUCUGCACCUUUACCCUCUGCAACUGCACACCAACAACAACUAUAUGGCCGCAGCCCGUCAGCAGUUGCCAUGCAGGCUGGCCCUCGAGCAUUGGCUGUUCAGCGUGGCAUGAACAUGGGGGUUAAUUUAAUGCCCACUCCAGCCUAUAAUGUCAAUUCCAUGAAUAUGAACACCUUGAAUGCCAUGAACAGCUAUCGAAUGACACAACCCAUGAUGAAUAGCAGUUACCAUAGUAACCCUGCCUACAUGAACCAGACAGCACAGUAUCCUAUGCAGAUGCAGAUGGGAAUGAUGGGGAGCCAGGCCUAUACCCAGCAGCCUAUGCAGCCAAACCCUCAUGGAAACAUGAUGUACACUGGCCCCUCCCAUCACAGCUAUAUGAAUGCUGCUGGCGUGCCCAAGCAGUCACUUAAUGGACCUUACAUGAGAAGAUGAGCGAGAUGAACUUGCAGUUAAAAUCUUAAAUAUAUAUAAAUAAAGGAACUUUUUAUACUGACAAACCAGAGAAAAAAACGGACCUUUUUUCCAGUUAAAAUAUUACUGUAGAAUUAGAGGAAUUUUUCUUUGGUUUAUUAUUAUUAUUACUGUUUUGUUUUUAGAAAACCUGAUCUCUUUUUUGGGGGUUCAAUGUUGUUCUGGGUUUUUGUUUUCUUCAGUCUUGAACAUUUUACAGUAGAACUCAUCUAAAAAUGGAUUUGGGUGGGGAAACAUGCACAAAAUCUUUUCAUAAUUAAAAGGAGCCUUACUUUCUUUAUACACCACAUGAACAGAAUUUAUGUAAGCGUGAACUUAUUUUAUUUUAAAAUGUAUGUUUCCCCUCACUGUCUGCAGCUCCCAAUGUUGUCCUUUUUAAAUGUUAUAUAUACAUCUCAAGGGUCAGCCAGACCCUUUCCUCCAAACCCAACCUUUCAUUGCCCACUUCAUUCCAGCAGGAGGCACUUAGGGGAGUAGGGAUGGGGAUAUGGAGAGCAUCCCAAGCUCCUGAAACAUAAUGCUAUUAUUAUUAUUAUUAAUAAUAAAGUGAGGCAGGAAAUGCUUCUCCUGUAAAAUUCCCUCCCCUCCCUGUACAAACACACACCUCUGGAAACCUUUCCCCAAGAGUGUUUCUAGGUAGAUUUCAUUGAAAUACCUGUUUUUCUUGAAUCAAGUGUAAUAUAAUUCUUUUUUUUUUUUUUAAUAUUCCCA